UCGAAACUCUGACAUUUGAUUUGUUUUUGGCCCAACUGACACAUAGAUGUCAUUAUGGCAUAGUAGCCCUUGUCAUUUCGCACUGCACUUUGUAUUACAUUUUUAACGAGUGAACAUGUCGAGCACCCAGAGCAACGAGCCUAAAGUAGAUGCCAGCUGGAUUGGUUGGUUCGUUGGGAAGACUGGCAACGAGUUCGUCUGCCGCGUGCCCAUCAAGUUCAUAAAGAACAAGCUCAACCUGGCGGGGCUGGAGUACUUGGAAGACACACUGAACGUGGUCCUGGAACCGUUGUUCGACAGGUCCGUGGCCUCGGUCUCCGGCCACGAGGAGAAGCUGUACGGCAUGAUCCACGCCAACUACAUUAUGACGGAGCGUGGCGUGGAAGAUAUGCGCCUGAAGUAUGAGAGGGGGGACUUCGGAGUGUGUCCGAAGUUCUACUGUAAGGGGCAGAAAGCCCUGCCAGUGGGCCUCAGCGACGGGUGGGGCCAUUCCACAGUUAAGAUCUACUGCCCAAGCUGUAGAGACGUCUUCAAGCCGCGAUCCCGUCCAAAGCUGGACGGAGGCAUGUUCGGGACCAGCUUCCCGCACCUGUUCUUCAUGGAGCUGCCGAUGUUGAGACCCCAGCCGCCCGUGGAGAAGUACGUCCCCCGUCUCCAUGGAUUCCGGUUGCACGAGUCGGCCUUUAAGCCGCUCGAUUAGCGCGAUUCCUCGCGCGAGUCCUCGCCCGAGAGUAUCGGAUCCUCGUCCGCCUCCUCCUUCCCGGAUUAACCUGGAUGUUUAACUCCACACGAUAUCUUGUUGUUGCAAUUAAACACAUUCCCCAGUGCGUUGAUAUGGCCAGCUACCACCUACUUAUACCCCUCAUACACUUAAUACACCUCAUGCAUCUCAUACACUUCAUACACCUCGUACACCUUAUACACCUUAUACACCUCAUACAUCUCAUACACUUCAAACACCUCGUACACCUCAUACAUCUCUGCCCUUAAUACUUGGUUCAAACUGUUCGGUCCAAGCUGGCCAUAUCAAGCACUCAAUUCAGUAACAAAGCGUACUUGUCGUUAAUAGUGGUAAUCACCUGGGAGCUCGAAGUGAAGCAGACACUGCGAGAAAAUGGGAGUCCUGUUGCACGGUCCACAUAUAAUUAAUCCCCAUUACUUCCGCUACUAGUUUUUAAGAUGUAUCCUUCGAAUUGGCCUCAAGGGCACAAGGAUUAUGGAUAAACACUCCAAACGUUGAGUUAUAUUAUUUUGAGUAUAAGAAAAAUAUAUAUCCUUUACAUGGUCGGAAAGGAUUCCUUCUGCAAAUCAAGUAUACCAUUCUACUCUACGAGUUACUGGUAUAAAAACAAUAAUGAAACACAUUUUUAAUGAACAAUAAAGUUGAGACAAAAAAAAAUGCUAUAUUCUAUAGAUAAAUACUUUACUCUCUUGGUGUUUAUUGGAAGCAUUGGUUUUCUCUACACUAAUAGAAAUUUUAAAGAUCUAUAGGUCCAAAAUAAAAGAUU
Messenger RNA from Drosophila simulans, 1508 nucleotides. Its product is annotated as suppressor-of-stellate-like protein. Lineage: Eukaryota; Metazoa; Arthropoda; Insecta; Diptera; Drosophilidae. Bases 116 to 700 code for a protein of 194 amino acids. Gene Ontology annotation, cellular component: cytoplasm; protein kinase CK2 complex. The record is from RefSeq and is a predicted model, not a curated record. Gene Ontology annotation, molecular function: protein kinase regulator activity. The transcript has 3 exons.